CGAUAAAAUCUGCGGUCACACUGAUUCACUCGAAGCUGAAAUCAAAAUUAAAAAAUAAUUUAAAAAGUGCGUAUCCACUGCUAGAAAGCGUUCUCUUCUAACUGUGCUUCUUCCCCGUGCCGUGCCCUGCCACAAGUACCUCUCAAGUACCGCGCGUUCAGUAGAUCGUUGAGUCGACAAUGGACAACGACCACUACGACCAUCCAAACUUUUCCUCGGACAGCAGCAGCACGAGCAGUGGGAGCAGCAGGAACGCAGUAGCAGCCGCAGCAGCCGCAGCAGCCGCACCAGUAGCAGCAGCGGUAGAAACAACAGCAGCAACGGCAACCACAGUCGGGGGCUCCCAUGAGCCCAUGAGUGAAUCUUCCUCUCCUUCCUCCUCCUCGUCCGUCCCCCAUCCCCAGUCAUUCAGUGCAGCCAUUUUAUUCAACAUUGAUACAGAAGAAGAUGAAGACGAAGGUCACGACCAUUCAUCGCAUGAUCAUCACUCUCCUACUCCUCCUUUUCACCAGACUGCACCGCAACCCGCAUUAGAGCCACUACUGGAGCCAGAGCCCGAGCAGCAGCAGCAGCAUCCAGAAAUAGAAAUAGAGCCAGAGCAGCAGCAGCCACUACUGGAGGACGGGGACUCCGAUUCGGAGCGAGAGCGAAGUCCACAACAGCAGCAGCAGCAGCAGCAGCCUGUGGGCAUAGUCGCCAACGCGAUUGCGGAUACCAUUGACGCCGGUGCCAUUCCCAACGAAGCCGUGGAGCGCAUCGACGAUUUCGAGGACGACGACGACGACCUCGACGAGGGCGACGACGCUGUCUCCGCUCCCCGCGAUAUCGACGACCAGGCCCCCUCGACAUCCGCUGGCAGCCAGCGGCUGAGCUCGGUGGCCGUCCUGCCGACCCACUCUUCUGCCGCUAUCACCGCUGGCCAGAGUGCGAGCCGUGCCUCCCUGAACCAACAGUUGGGUACCCCGCCCUCUGCCCCCGGUACUCCAGCCGACGACGCCUUCGACGAUCAGGAAAACGACAACAAUAACAACAACGCGGCCGCAGCGAGACGCACUCGUCAUUUUUACAGCAACAACGGGAGCCGCUUCACCAACGACAUGUUCCCCGGCAACUGCCCCCAGAAGAACUCGAAUCAGAGCUCGCCCCGCUCCGGCAGAGGACGUCACCCGCCUACACAGCAGGGCGUGGAUCCGCUUCGUCUACUCUAUCCCAAUGUGAACGAGACCGAGACUCCGUUGCCGCGCUGCUGGAGUCCUCAUGACAAAUGUCUGUCGAUAGGACUGUCGCAGAACAAUCUGCGCGUUACCUACAAAGGCGUGGGCAAACAGCACAGUGAUGCCGCCUCCGUGCGAACCGCCUACCCCAUCCCAUCCUCCUGUGGGUUGUACUACUUCGAGGUGCGCAUCAUCUCGAAGGGCCGCAACGGCUAUAUGGGCAUCGGCCUGACUGCCCAGCAGUUCCGCAUGAACCGCUUGCCAGUAGGAUGGGACAAACAGUCGUACGGUUACCAUGGCGACGACGGCAAUUCGUUUAGCUCCUCGGGCAACGGCCAGACCUACGGACCGACCUUCACCACCGGCGACGUGAUCGGCUGCUGCGUGAACUUCGUGAACAACACUUGCUUCUACACAAAGAACGGCGUGGACCUCGGCAUCGCAUUUAGGGACUUGCCGACAAAACUCUAUCCGACAGUGGGUCUGCAGACGCCCGGUGAGGAGGUCGAUGCCAACUUUGGCCAGGAGCCGUUCAAAUUCGACAGAAUCCUCGACAUGAUGAAGGAGAUGCGCGCGAAUGUUCUGCGCAAGAUCGACAGAUACCCACAUCUGCUGGAAAAGCCGGAGAACCUAAUGAAUCGGCUGGUCUCCACCUAUCUGGUGCACAACGGCUACAGCAAGACGGCCGAGGCCUUCAACGGCUACACGAAUCUGCCAUUCGAAGAGGACUUGGCCUCCAUCAAGACGCGACAAAAGAUCAUUGAGCUCAUACAGACCGGCAAAAUGAGCCAGGCCAUUGAGCACACGCUGCGCUCGUAUCCCGGCCUGCUCGAGGCCAACAAGAAUUUGUGGUUCUCUCUGAAGUGUCGUCAGUUUAUCGAAAUGAUCAACGGAGCUGACAUCGAGCCGGGCAACAAUAAAGUCACAGCCACGACGCAGACCAUGCCCACAAAUCAGACCUCUGUGAUACAGUCAACCAAGGCGUUCAAGCACAGCAAGGGGGGCAGCAGCCACAGCCACAGCAACAGCCAGAGCAACCAGCCAACACAACAGAACAACACUGCGAUUCCAGCUGUGAUAAAACUAGAGGGCGGCGAAAAGCAAGAUCUGAAAAACAUGGUCAUGGACGACAACUCCAACAAGUGCGCGGAGCACGACACCAACAGCAUGGAUGUGGAGAUGGAACCGUGCCAGAGCCACUCUAACGGCAGCGGCGACUCCUGCUCCAAUGGCAAUGCCAAUGCCGACACCAGUGCCAGUGGAGUGCGCCACUCUUUAGAUGCCAUCGACGAGGAAAUGGGUAUAGAAAUAGAAAAAUCAGAAACCAGAAAGAGAAUCAAGCUAAUCAAGGUUGCCCAAACGCACCCAGAUGUAGACGUUUCACCGUCAUCUCGCAGCUCUGGUCGUGUCAUCGAGAAGAUACUCGAGUUUGGCAAGGAGCUGUCCAGCAUGGGCCAGCAGCUGGAAAAGGAUAACCUCAUGACCGAGGAGGAGCGUCAAAUGUUGGAGGAUGCAUUUAGCUUGAUUGCCUACUCAAACCCCUGGUCCAGUCCGCUCGGCUGGCUCUUGUGCCCCUCGCGACGUGAAAACGUCUCCACCACGCUCAAUUCGGCCAUAUUGGAGUCCCUUAACUUUGAGAAACUUCCCGCGCUGGAAAUCCUGGUGGCUCAUGCAUCCGAGCUAAUCAAGGUGAUCGGGCAGCACUCGCUGGGCGAAGAUGCUUUCAUUACCAUCGACGAUGUGUUCCCGCAAAAUUGACCCAGUUCGCCGACGCUGCUGAAGA
Molecule: messenger RNA, 2997 nt
Organism: Drosophila miranda
Lineage: Eukaryota; Metazoa; Arthropoda; Insecta; Diptera; Drosophilidae
Product: ran-binding proteins 9/10 homolog
Exons: 11
Coding region: 180-2972 (930 amino acids)
Biological process (GO): cytoskeleton organization; cell surface receptor signaling pathway
Cellular component (GO): cytoplasm
Molecular function (GO): protein binding
Source: RefSeq, a predicted model, not a curated record